UUUCUUUCAGUCCCCUUCGUUGAUUGUCUGCUACCGCUAGUCUCUCUCAAUUUCUGGGUUCCUUCUAGGGAGAGAAAGAAUUGGUGCCGACAAAGCUUCCCCUUCUAUUCCCAGAAAAAUCAAUCACUCGUCUUUUAAUUCGUUUCUUUUCUCCGGAUUUCUCGGCGUCUGAUUCUCCAUUUCCUUCGAUUUCGCUCUCUUUAGAUUCCUUGGUUUCCCCCCUUUUUCGUUUUUCUCGGAAAGCUUUUCUGAGGCAAAGUUCUAGGCUAUGAGUUCGAAUACGGCGUCGUCCAGCGCGGGGGCCGCCGGAUCGGCUGAUUCCUCCACCGCCCGGAGGAAUUCUAAGCGACCCAAGUAUUCAAGGUUUACACAGCAGGAGCUUCCAGCUUGCAAGCCAAUUCUUACGCCCUGUUGGGUGAUUUCGACAUUUUUGAUCGUCAGUGUUAUCUUCAUUCCCCUUGGAGUUAUUUCUCUUUUCGCUUCCCAGGAUGUCAUUGAGAUUGUUGAUAGGUACGACAACGAUUGCAUUCCAGCACCUGCUAGAGCUAACAAGGUUGCAUACAUACAAGGACCGGGAGAUAAAACUUGUAACCGAACACUAAGAGUGAUGAAACGUAUGAAGCAGCCUGUCUAUGUUUAUUACCAGCUUGAAAACUUCUACCAGAAUCAUCGAAGGUACGUGAAAAGCAGAAGUGAUUCACAGUUGAGAAGUCCAAAGUAUGAGAAUAAGGUAGAUUCAUGCAAGCCUGAGGAUGAGAAUGGGGGGCAGCCGAUUGUGCCGUGUGGUCUAAUUGCUUGGAGUCUCUUCAAUGACACGUAUGUUUUGUCAAGGAACAACCGAAGUAUAGCUGUAAACAAGAAAGGUAUUGCAUGGAAGAGUGAUAGGGAGCACAAGUUUGGGGAAAAGGUAUUCCCGAAGAAUUUUCAGAAGGGGAAUCUGACGGGAGGUGCAAGCCUUGAUCCAAACAUACCGUUGAGCGAGCAAGAGGACCUGAUAGUGUGGAUGAGAACUGCAGCACUGCCGACGUUUAGGAAGCUGUAUGGGAAGAUAGAGACGGACCUGGAGGCAGGUGAGACCAUUCAUGUCACGCUGCAAAACUAUUACAACACCUACAGCUUCAAUGGGCAGAAGAAGCUUGUUUUGUCUACCACCAGCUGGUUGGGUGGGAAGAACGAUUUCCUGGGCAUUGCUUACUUGACUGUCGGUGGCAUCUGCUUCUUCUUGGCCAUCUCUUUCACUGUCAUGUAUCUCGUUAAGCCCAGGCGACUGGGAGAUCCAUCCUACUUGUCGUGGAACAGGAAUCCUGGCGGUCGGUAGCAUUUUUAUAAUAAUGUAGAAAGGCAAACUGAUUAUAUGUCCCACCGCAGUGUAUGUGUCUCCUCUAGGGAAUAGUUAAACAUUAGAUAUCUACGAAACUGGCUGUAUCUUUCUCGGUUACUCCUGUUUUUUUUUGUUAA
Molecule: messenger RNA, 1458 nt
Organism: Tarenaya hassleriana
Lineage: Eukaryota; Viridiplantae; Streptophyta; Magnoliopsida; Brassicales; Cleomaceae
Product: ALA-interacting subunit 3
Exons: 8
Coding region: 269-1318 (349 amino acids)
Cellular component (GO): endoplasmic reticulum; plasma membrane; Golgi apparatus
Source: RefSeq, a predicted model, not a curated record